Rana temporaria (common frog) is the source of this 1182-nucleotide messenger RNA. Its product is annotated as extracellular calcium-sensing receptor-like. Gene Ontology annotation, cellular component: membrane. The transcript has a single exon. The record is from RefSeq and is a predicted model, not a curated record. Gene Ontology annotation, molecular function: G protein-coupled receptor activity. Bases 274 to 1182 code for a protein of 302 amino acids. Gene Ontology annotation, biological process: G protein-coupled receptor signaling pathway. Lineage: Eukaryota; Metazoa; Chordata; Amphibia; Anura; Ranidae.
UGAUGGCUGUAAUCAUUCAUGAAAUAAUAAAUGUACUCUUGUAUCUUUAUCUGGUUGGUUCAGUGAAAUAAAAGAACCACUAAAAUCUGCUUAUAGAUCUCUUGUAGACAACUCAGACGACAUGUGUGUUGCGCUGUAAAUAACAUUAAAACAUUUUCUAAGGUUCUCUUCUGUCCAUUUGGAUAGUAAGAGUUCCACAUUAUUUAUACAGACUGUUUUCUUCCUUUCUAGAUUAGUUAUGGAGCCAGAGAUACUUUGCUGAGUGAUAGAAAGAUGUAUCCAAACUUUUUCCGGACAGUUCCGGAUGAUGAGAUGCAAUAUGUGGCCAUAGCAAAGUUACUGGAAAGGUUGAAGUGGAACUGGGUCGGGAUCCUUACAUCUGAUGAUGAAUACGGAGAGAGGGAGAUCCGACAACUCAGCAAACAUUUAUCUAAUCAUGGAAUUUGUAUUGAAUUCAAGAUUCUGGUGUCUGUAAAGAAUUAUAAUAAAAUUCCUCCAGAGCUGCGGAGCUCAACCACGGAAGUUCUUAUUAUUUGUGGCUCAGUUAGUAGGACUUAUUACAAGUUUUUGUAUAAUAAUGUCCCUUAUCACAUGGAGAAAACAUUUAUUCUACCAGAUUCUUGGUCAAUGAGUGAAGUGUUUUUUUCUCUCAGUAAUUGCAGCUUGGCGUUUACAUUCCCCUUUUUCUACAUAAAUAGAUUGCUGGAAUAUUUUGAUAGUAUUUAUCCAUCCAGCCGCCCAAAUGACCCCCUGAUAGAGGAUAUUCUCAUAACUGAAUAUCAAUGCUUUUCAAAAAACCAAAUGAAAAAUGUCCUUAUUCCACUCACAACUAGUUAUCCUCUUAGGAACUGCAGUGUGGAGACACUUCCACUUGAUUUAUCUUAUCCUGAUGAGAAAAUAUCCUAUAGAGUGUUUAUCUCAGUCUACAUUUUGGCACAAGCAUUACAUGACAUGGAUUUCUCUUUUAAAAUAAAUAACAAAAAAUCUGAAAUAAAGUAUAAGGUGAGAGCGUCCAAUGAAAGUUUACUUGUAUCUUUUUUAUGCUCGGUCAGUUCAGUACUAGAACACAAUGGCCCAGACAAAAAUUACACCCAGUUUAGGGUCAUGUUUAGUUUAGAGGUGUUUAUCCCUUUCACUUCUGGAGCUUUUUUUAUCAAAUUUUUUGGACUGAAGAUUAUCUAA